CUGCGACAGUCGAAGGAAAGUAGCUCGGACUGAAAGACUUCUAUAAGUAUCUCACGAAGGAAAUUAUGAAAUCGUAUCACCUUUUACUUACUAGUUUUGCAGGAUUGACUGCAAUCCUUUGUGCACAAUGUACCGUUUCGAGUUUUUACCAGGAGGUACAGACAGGUGUUGACGCAGCAAUGGUUUUCGACUACAUACAGACGACGUCAGUCCCUCAAUGUGCCAUCACCUGCAAAGGCGUCGCCAACUGCACCGGUUUCAUUUACUGCAACAUCGACAACAGAUGCUCCAUGUUGACAUUGGAUCAGCCUUCCGUUCCUGUCAGCGUUCCCUACCCGACCUGCAAGGCAUUCUUAGAGGUCACGACCUCCAGUCAGACUUCGCCAUCAUGCCAGAAUGGAGGAACCCUUGAUGGUGCUGUCUGUCUCUGUCUGCCUGCCUUUACAGGAGGGAAGUGUGAGACCAGGAUGGAAGACUGUACAGACGUUUCCCUGUACGUUGGUAAUUCUACUGGCACCUACACUGUCUGGCCGACCAAAGCCGCACAACCGUUUGACUUGGAAUGUCAAGGAGUCACCGCCAUGAUCAUGUUCAGGGACAAAACCAUCAGUGGAUGUGAGGCUGAGCCCGUGACGUACCUCGACGUUCCCUGGGCCGACUACAAGUCUGGUUUCACCCACUCCAACUGUUACAUGUGGCUGGGUCUGGAGAAGAUGCAUGCUCUGACCAGCGUCAGAGCUUACUUGCUGUACAUAUCGUUGAAGAAUUUUGAUAGCACUCCCGGACAAGUAUCUUACAACACCUUCUCCGUGGGUGACGAGGCCACGGAGUAUCGGCUGUCGGUGUCGGGGUUCACUGGGGAUGGCGUUUUCGGAGACCGCUUUAACCUGAUUGGAGGCUUUGAAAAUGACUAA
Molecule: messenger RNA, 914 nt
Organism: Haliotis rubra (blacklip abalone)
Lineage: Eukaryota; Metazoa; Mollusca; Gastropoda; Lepetellida; Haliotidae
Product: ryncolin-1-like
Exons: 3
Coding region: 66-914 (282 amino acids)
Source: RefSeq, a predicted model, not a curated record